Molecule: messenger RNA, 1633 nt
Organism: Andrographis paniculata
Lineage: Eukaryota; Viridiplantae; Streptophyta; Magnoliopsida; Lamiales; Acanthaceae
Product: GDSL esterase/lipase At1g29660-like
Exons: 4
Coding region: 273-1439 (388 amino acids)
Molecular function (GO): hydrolase activity, acting on ester bonds
Source: RefSeq, a predicted model, not a curated record
AAUAAUACAAUGGCGGCUUGAUUGUUUCCAAUGACUGUAUCUGUAUGUAUGUAUGGUUAAUUGUGAUCUUCUUCACGUCUAUAGGGUUUGGUUGUAGUUUCUUCUUCGUGCUCCAUAAUUAAUUUGGAGCGUUUGGCAGACCUGCAAAGAAGCUCAGUGAGGAAGCCUGCGUUUUUCUAUAAUAUCCAUUUUCUAAAGCUGACAAUUUAAGUAAUCCUUUCUCAAGAGGGCAGAGCAAACUAUAAAAAAUACUCGAGCAGCACACACAUCAUAUGACCCUCUUUUUCUUUAUAAGUUCCAAAACAGCACUUGAUAUUGUCUGUACAAAAACAUCCUUAAAGAACUUGAUGAUGGAUAGGAGCCUUCCAUUCUUGUGUUUCUUUCUCAUCUCUGCCAUGUUUGCUGCUCCUUCGGAUGCCCUCUCGCCAAUGGACAAGUCCAAGAUCAGAGGGAUGUUUGUGUUUGGGAGUUCUGUAGUCGACAAUGGCAACAAUAACUUCAUCCCUAACAGCCUGGCCAGGGUGGAUUAUCCCCCUUACGGAAUUGAUUUUCCUCUUGGCCCUACGGGAAGAUCCGCCAAUGGGGAGAAUAUAGCUGACAUACUCGGAAAAAUGCUCGACCUUCCAAACUACAUCCCACCCUUCAAUGAUCCCUCAACAGCUGGUAGCAGAAUAGUUCAUGGAGUUAACUAUGGCUCUGCUGGCUCUGGCAUCCUCGAUGAAACCGGUGCUGUCGCUGGAAAUGUAAUUAGUUUGAAUCAGCAAAUAAGAAAUUUUGAGACGACAACUCUUCCAGAAUUGGAGAUGCAGUUGGGACAGAACAGUAGCAGGAUCUUGCCUCAGUACAUGUUUUUGGUGGCCAGUGGAGGAAAUGACUACUCGCUAAACUAUCUCCUGAAUUUGACAAGAAGUAAUGUCACUCUCGAAGCUUUUACUGCCAAUUUGACCUCCACAUUUACUCUCCAGCUGAAGAGGCUGUAUAGUUUGGGAGCUCGCAAGUUCGUGCUCGUAUCAAUCAAUCCAAAUGGUUGCGCUCCAGUGGCCAUGGCGUCGGCUGCUGGUGAAGGCUGCGUAGAAAGGAUAAAUAACGCAGUUCAAAUGUUCAACAUCCAGAUGAGGAACUUGACAGAUGCUCUCAGACCUCAAUUGCCUGGAUCUGGCCUUGUUUUUGUCAAUGCCUACAAAAUUGUUAGAGAUAUUAUAAGAUAUCCAAGCUUUAAAGGUUUUCGCAAUGUCGAUACUUCUUGCUGUAAUGUUUCUGCAAUUGGGUUUUUGUGUGUAAGAGGAGGGCCAGUUUGUAGCAACAGAAGGGAGUAUGUGUAUUUUGAUGGCAAUCAUGUCACGGAAGCUGUAAAUCGUGUGAUCGCAACCAAGGCCUUCUCAUCCAACCUCGGAGCUGAGGUCUAUCCUUACAAUGUCCAAAAGCUCUCACAAAUUUAGAUAUCAUGUAAUCCUCUAACAUGGGAUCCUGCAAUUGAGCUUGGACUCAAUGAGCUCAUUCUCCAAUUGUAAGGAGAGAGUACACUCUACAUUGCUUGCCACAAAUCUCUUCUAUCCUACAGCAAAAUCACAAUAACUCAAAAUAAUUGAUGAUAUUAAACUCAUCAAACACCUUGUGGGUGGAGUUUUACUUU